This is a messenger RNA of Oikopleura dioica, 318 nucleotides long. The record is from the annotation of a GenBank genome assembly. Lineage: Eukaryota; Metazoa; Chordata; Appendicularia; Copelata; Oikopleuridae.
AUGACGAAAAUUGUCCACUUGAUGCGAUCCAUCAUUGGAAUCUUCAACGAGCACGCUGGUGAGGACAACUUGCUCGACAAGGAAGAAUUGAAGGCAAUGAUGGGACAAGAGCUCCCUGAGGUGUUUUCUUCUGAGGCAAGGGUGAAUGAGCUCGUUGCCCAUAUCGAUAAGGAUUUCGACGGGAAGAUCAGCUUCGACGAGUUCAUCAAAUCGAUGGCCUACAUCUGCAACCUGGUCAAGGUCGACAACGAGGCCUCUACUGACGGCAAUAACGGUAGCAGCGAGGGCAGCAGCUACAGCGGCUACGGCGGCUACUAG